ACGAGCUGACUAGGACGAAAAUCCAGACUUGUCCUUUGUGCGAAGGAACGACGUGAAUGGCGAAUCUCGCUAGUGCUAGGCUGCUGGGUGUUAGUAUUGUUUCCCAUCUUGAAGCCGAAACACACGUCUGCUUCCAUCCUCCUUUGUUCUGUUCGGAAACGCAUUUGAGUGAUAGACCACUGGCUCAUAAGAACCCGGUCCUCUGACCUGCCCAAGCCCGGUUCUCUGGAGCUCUUCUCUUGCAACCGAGGCAGCCAUCCCGAAAACACUCCUUGGAUCAACCACACAGGAUCCCACAAACUACCCAGUUAGCUGCAAGAUGCGCGGUAUGAAACGGUACAUGCUGGCGCCUCUGCCCGAGUCUCUGGACUCGCAGAGGCGCUGUCGACGCAGGGUCCGCUUCACCGAACCCGCGUCCGCCGACCAAGCCGCCGCCGCCACCAGCCCGCCAGACCAGCGAGCAUAUUAUGACACCGGCGACGUCCUCAUCUGCGCCUUUGUCCUUGGCUGCGUCAUUGGCUACAUCUUCAACACGCCUUCACUCGACAAGGCCACCGAAAUUCUGGCCUGGGCCAAGCUGAAAUCGAUCAAGUCCAAAUUCCGAAUCGCCCAUCUCCAAGACCUCACCUGGGGCCGCGGCGACGAGCCCAUCGAACACGAAGCGGCCAAGGUCAAAACGACUGUGCUUCACUGGGUUACGAACAACACUCGGAACGGGCAGCACAGGCUCAAGGAGGGUUUCCUCGUAUAUGGUUGUUCCAGCGUUGCCUAAUCCGCCCUCGGAGGUUCGACAAAAAUCCGAUGUCCU
Gaeumannomyces tritici R3-111a-1 is the source of this 808-nucleotide messenger RNA. RefSeq lists its product as hypothetical. The transcript is spliced from 2 exons. The record is from RefSeq and is a predicted model, not a curated record. The coding region runs from base 320 to 772 and encodes 150 amino acids. Lineage: Eukaryota; Fungi; Ascomycota; Sordariomycetes; Magnaporthales; Magnaporthaceae.